Polyodon spathula (Mississippi paddlefish) is the source of this 10158-nucleotide messenger RNA. RefSeq names its product neuron navigator 2a (gene nav2a). The record is from RefSeq and is a predicted model, not a curated record. Gene Ontology annotation, biological process: nervous system development; neurogenesis. The coding region runs from base 747 to 7967 and encodes 2406 amino acids. The transcript is spliced from 38 exons. Gene Ontology annotation, molecular function: protein binding; ATP hydrolysis activity; ATP binding. Lineage: Eukaryota; Metazoa; Chordata; Actinopteri; Acipenseriformes; Polyodontidae.
AAUUAAAAAGCAGCUACUCAGCCAGGGCCUGUUAAGGUUUAUCUGUGUUGUAUAAAAAUGAAAAGAAGACAGCAUUCUAGUGUUCUGCCUGUCCAUGGUGGCUGAAAGGGAAUGUGUUGCACUUCUCGGUUUGAACAUGUGCAGGAAGAGGUUUAUUUCCAGCCAGGAGUUUAUAUCAUCAUCUGUGAUCUGAGAGAAGACGGCAGAUUUCUGCGCUUCGCCGUUCCUGUGUGGUGAGAAGCUACAGUAGCUGCUGCAGAUAAAAGGAGGAUGGUUCCAAUAAGGUGUUUGUCUACUUGAUGCUCAUAUCCAAGGGCAUCAGUCAUUAACUUCCUAAGCUGCUCAGUUAAAGCUAAAGGAAAAGGCAUCUUAAGCUGGAGAGCCCGCACUGACUCCUGUACGGUAGCAGCAGGUUUCUACAGCCUUUUCUUUUGUGAAGGACUCGCUACAGGCAGUGACAAGAUAAUGAAGUCACCAGUCCGGAACGCAAGGUCUGAAAUUAAACCAAAAACCUGUUAACACCUUUGACAGGCUGUCAAGGUACCAAGGACUGAUUUUGUUCUGUCCUCGAAACGCUUUGUUCUGUUUUGAGCUCCUCUGUAAACGCUGCUCUUUUUGUAUUCAUUUUAUAUAUAUAGAUGUUUUAUAUUUGUUUAUUUUUGUAGCACUUUUUUUUUGCUUUUUCAUUUUCACUGCUCUUGCCUCUCCUCCUGCCUGAAACGAGAUUGCGAAAGCAGGAAAGGAAGAUGCCGGCCAUUCUGGUGGCUUCAAAGAUGAAGUCUGCAUUGCCUAAGCCUGUGCACAGCGCAGCUCCUAUCCAGCAUAUCCCAGCUAGGACCAUCCCCCAGCCCUGCUACCUGAAACUUGGGAGCAAGUUGGAGGUGUCCAAGUCCACCUACUCCAGCCAGAUCCCUCUCAAGUCUCCUCAUGGGCACGAGGGAGAAGAGGACAGGGCCCCACACAGAAAGAGUACUGGUUUAGAGAAUGGAUUUGACACCCAGAUUUACACUGAUUGGGCGAACCACUACCUGGCAAAGUCAGGCCGCAAGAGACUCAUUAAAGACUUGCAACAAGAUGUCACAGACGGGGUGCUGUUGGCGGAGAUCAUCCAGGUUGUAGCAAACGAGAAGAUUGAAGAUAUCAAUGGCUGUCCAAAGAGUCGGUCCCAGAUGAUUGAAAAUAUCGAUGCCUGCUUGAGUUUCCUAGCAGCCAAAGGUGUUAACAUACAGGGUCUGUCUGCAGAAGAAAUCAGAAAUGGAAACCUGAAGGCCAUUUUGGGGCUUUUCUUCAGCCUGUCUCGCUACAAGCAGCAGCAACAGCUGCACCACCAGCACCAGAGCCAAGCUGGGCACCCUCAACACGGGCAAGCUGCACCCCACACCCAGCCCUACCGCCACCCGCCCGCAGCGCAGUGCCAGCCACAUCCACAAGCAAUGCAACAGCAGCAAAAAGCACAAACAGAAAUGCAGUCAAGGCUUCCAGGACCCACCACGAGGAUGUCAGCUGCGGGCAGCGAGACCAAGACCCGUGGAUCUGUCAGUGCCAACACCCGACGCAGCCAGAGCUUCAACAACUGUGACAAAUCCAAGCCAGCACACCUGCCUCCAGCAAGCAGCCAAGAGAAAGAGCCAGCAGACGGCACGGCCACACAGCAGCCAGGAAUGAAUGAAAAUUUGCAGUCUUCAACUCCCAUUAGCAACAGCAGUAGCACCAGCACCAUCAGCAGCAGCAGCACCACCUCGUCGGCAAUUCCUCAGCCCAACUCUGCCAACAAACCCUGGCGCAGCAAAUCCCUCAGUGCAAAGCACACCGCCACGUCUUCCAUGCUGUCUGUGAAGCAGCCCAGCCAGGAGCCACCAAAACCCCCUGUGGAAGGUGCCAAGACAACCCCUAAUGGACAAAAAUCAAUGCUGGAAAAGUUAAAACUGUUUAACACUAAAGGGGGUUCAAAGACAGCAGGGGCACCCCUGGAAAGCUGUGUGUCUCGGAAUGUCUGCAGCGAGAAAGCAGAGGUCCCUUCUAAUGCCGAAGAGACUGAAGAUACAGAACCUGCAAGCCGGGGAGUCAAUGGCACUGGAACAGCCGCCAACAGCCCCAAAAUUGCACUGAAGGGGAUUGCCCAAAGGACUUUCAGCAGAGCGCUGACCACCAAGAAGAGCUCCCUGAAAGGUGCCGAAAAGGAGAAAGAGAAACAGAAAGAAAAGGACAAGGCGAAGGAGAUCUCAAAAAGGGUGUCGGUGACGGAGAAACCAGAGACCAAGGAGGAGCCCAAAGAGGAGCCGGUAGGCACAGCCAUGUCAGAACCCAAAAAGACCUCCAAGAUCGCUAGCUUUAUUCCCAAAGGGGGGAAGCUCAGCAGUGCGAAAAAAGAGACCUCUGCUCCAGCACACAGUGGCAUACCAAAACCAGGAGCAAAGACUUCAGCUACAGGGAAAGCAGCAGGGGCUCCCUCAUCCUCCUCCUCUGGGAAAGAAGGGGAGAGGCCCCGCAGCGCCAAGCUUGGCCCCGGUCUUUCGCUGCACAAGGGCCAACUGGACAGCAGGCACUCCAGUUCCUCCUCCAGCCUGGCCUCUUCCGAGGGGAAGGCUAUUGGAGUGACUCCUCAUCAAGCCAACAGCGGUGCUCAGGCAGGCACUUCCUGCAACACCCAGACGACAGGAAGUAACACUAUCAGCGUUCAGCUACCUCAACCUCAGCAGCAAUACAACCGGCCCAACACUGCCACAGUGGCCCCCUUCAUGUACAGGUCACAGACAGAUAUCGAAGGGAAUAUGAACACAGACUGUGGAUCUGGAGGAGGCAAUGUGGAUCCUGUGGCCUACCAUAAAGCGGGCCAGCCUGGUGUUGAAGACCUGUCAGGGGAAGACCCAGAGGCCAGGCGACUGCGGACUGUUAAGAACAUUGCAGACCUUCGCCAAAACCUGGAGGAGACCAUGUCCAGCCUACGUGGCACACAGGUUACUCACAGCACACUGGAAACAACAUUCGACAGCAACGUCACAACUGAGAUCAGUGGGCGCAGCAUCCUGAGCUUGACGGCGAGGUCGACGCCGUUGUCUUGGCGACCGGGACAGUCCAGCCCUCGCCUGCAGGCCGGAGAUGCCCCAUCACUGGGGAAUGGGUUCCCUCCUCGGGGCAAUGCCAGUCGCUUUGUAAACGCGGAGUCUGGGAGGUACAUGUAUUCAGCCCCUCUCAGGAGACAGCUAGCAGCACGAGGCAGUAACUUGUGCAGUGUGGACCUUGCUGACAAGGAUGACCUGGAUUUAGAGGGAAUCCACAUGGAAGCUACAGGCUACAUGAGCGAUGGGGAUGUGCUUGGAAAAAAUUUUCGGACAGAUGAUGUGUCUAGCGGCUACCUGACUGAUGGGGGAUUGGGCCUGUACACCCGUCGCCUGAACAGACUGCCUGACGGGGUGGCUGCAGUGCGGGAGACGCUGCAGCGCAACACCUCCAUGGGAGUUGGAGAUGCUGACAGUUGGGACGACAGCAGUUCAGUGAGCAGUGGGAUUAGCGACACCAUAGACAACCUCAGUACAGAUGACAUCAACACCAGCUCUUCCAUCAGCUUGUACGCCAACGCGCCUGCUGCACCGCGGAAGAGUACUGACGGCCAGCCCCAGACGGACGCAGAGAAGCACUGUGCUGUGGAGCGGAACUCCGUGUGGUCUGGAGAUGAAGUGAAGAAAACGGACGGCGGCUUAGACAGUGGAGUCAAGAUGGAGUCCGGCUCCAAGUGGAGACGCAACCCUUCCGAUGUGUCCGAUGAGUCCGACAAAAGCAACUCGGGCAGGAAAACAACUGUCAUCUCACAGACUGGCUCUUGGAGACGAGGCAUGACUGCCCAGGUUGGCAUCACAACACCCAGGACGAAAAGCGCCACGCUGAAAACCCAUGGAACUGGUAUGCAACAACCUAGAAAAACUGAUGAUGCCAAGGUAUCAGAGAAGGGCAGGCUCUCCCCCAAGUCUGCUAAUGUCCAGCGUUCCCCCUCAGAUGCUGGCCGCAGCAGUGGAGACGAAACCAAGAAACCUCCAUCGAGUGCUUCCAGGACCCCCACCAACACCUUUGGGUUCAAGAAACAGCCCAGGGGCAUGACCAUCAUCACUGCCAGCGGUGCCACCAUCACCAGCGGCUCAGCAACCCUGGGCAAAAUCCCCAAGUCAUCCGGGCUCAUCGGCAGGUCUGGUAGCCGGAUGGCUAGUGUGGAUGGCUCCCAUCAGGACGAUGCCUACCUGCCCAUCAGCGCCCGGACUAACUUGCAAUAUCGCAGCUUGCCCAGACCCAGUAAGUCAGGCAGCGGUGGCAGAAACUGCAACCGGUCCAGCACCAGUAGCAUUGACUCCAAUCUCAGCAGCAAGUCUGCUGGCUUACCUGUGCCCAAAAUAAGAGAGCCUUCCAAAGUAGGAACGGGUGGCCCUUUACCUGGAGGAGCCAACCAGACGGACAGGGAGAAAGGUGUGUCUUCGGAUACAGAGAGCGUAGCCUCCUGCAACUCUGUCAAGGCCAGCCCAGCCUGUCACUCUGGGGCCUCGCAGAGCGGUCGCCAGCAAUCAUCCAAAUAUGCAGAUGUGUCAUCACCCACUUUGCGCAGACUGUUUGGUGGCAAGCCAGGUAAACAAGCCCCAGUCACAACAGCUGAGAAUAUGAAGAAUUCCACAGUUAUCACCAACCCUCAUGCCACCUUCACUCCGCAGACUAACCCUGAUUCACCUUCAGGGAGUGGAAUGCUGAGCAGUGGUGGCAGCAGCCCCCUCUAUAACAAGACCACCGACCUGGCCCAGUCUUCUCUGGCCUCCAGCCCAGGCUCUGCCCAUUCUGCUCCUUCCAACAGCCUGACGUGGGGCACCAACCUCAGCAGCUCCUCUACAGUGAGCAAGGAUGGCCUCGGGUACCAGUCUGUCAGCAGCCUGCACACCAGCUGCGAGUCCAUCGACAUCUCUCUGAGCAGCGGAGGGAUCAGCCGUCACAACUCCACCAGCGGGCUGGUCCCAUUGUCCAAAGAGGAGUCUCUGCCUGCAUUUGCAAGGAAUAACAGCGUGAAGACAGCCUUGUCCGAGAGUCCUCUUUCUUCCCCAUCUGCUAGCCCAAAAUUCAGCAGAAAUACUUUACCUCGGAAACAGGACAGCGACCCUCACCUCGAUAGAAACACCUUACCAAAGAAGGGACUCAGGUAUCCCCCUCCUUCCCAGCUCCACGGCCAGGAAGAUGCCAGGGAGUGGUUGCGAUCUCAUUCUGCAGGAGGCCUGCAGGAGAGUGCCAGCAACUCUCCAUUCUCGCCAGGCUCCAGCAUUACCUCUCCUACUGGAACCAGGUUCAACUUUGCCCAGCUAGCUAGUCCAACCACUGCUGCCCAGAUUAACCUUGCAAACCCCUCAGUGCUGCGGAAUCAGGAGGGGCCCUUGGAUCCAUACGGCGAUCCUCGCUUCCGUAACAGCUCCAUGUCUCUGGAUGAGAAAAUCAGGACCAUGAGCCGCUCUGGGUCCUUCAGGGACGGCUUUGAAGAAGUGCAUGGCUCGUCAUUGUCUCUGGUCUCUAGCACCUCUUCAAUCUACUCCACGCCUGAAGAAAAAUCACAGUCAGAGAUACGCAAACUGCGAAGAGAACUUGAUGCAUCACAGGAAAAGGUGUCAGCUCUUACCACUCAGCUAAGUGCUAACGCUCACCUUGUGGCUGCUUUUGAGCAGAGUCUUGGGAACAUGACCAUCAGGCUGCAGAGUCUGACUAUGACUGCAGAGCAGAAGGACUCUGAGCUUAAUGAGUUAAGAAAGACUAUUGAGUUUCUGAAAAAGCAAAAUGCUGCUGCCCAGGCUGCCAUUAAUGGAGUCAUCAAUACCCCAGAGCUUGCUUGCAAAGCCACAGGUAAUGGGACCCCUCAGUCCACUGACCUCCGCAUACGCAGACAGCACUCCUCAGACAGCGUGUCCAGUAUUAACAGCGCCACCAGCCAUUCCAGUGUGGGCAGCAACGUGGAGGUGGACUCCAAGAAGAAGAAGAAGAAGAACUGGUUACGGAGUUCCUUCAAACAAGCAUUUGGCAAGAAGAAGUCCCCCAAGUCAGCUUCCUCACACUCAGACAUCGAGGAGAUGACUGACUCCUCCCUCCCCUCGUCCCCCAAGCUUCCUCGCAACACAUCCACGGCCUCUACGCCUCUCAUGAGAACCUCGCACUCCAACUCUUUUAUUUCCGAAUGCACAGAGGGUGAGGCUGAGACGGUCAUGCAGCUUCGCAGUGAGCUGAGAGACAAGGAGAUGAAAUUGACUGACAUUCGACUGGAGGCCCUUAGCUCCGCCCACCAGCUGGACCAGCUUCGUGAGGCAAUGAACAGAAUGCAGGGUGAAAUUGAAAAGUUGAAAAUUGAGAACGAUCGAUUGAAGUCUGAGAAUCAGGGGGUCGGUAGUCGGGCCCCAUCCCAGCUCUCAGUCUCUUCGUCCCCCAGGCAGUCUGUAGGCCUCUCCCAGCACAGCCUCAGCUUCACCGAGUCCACCAGCCUGGAUAUGCUGUUGGAUGACAAUGCUGAUGGCGGCACAGCUCGUAAAGAGGGCAGACAUGUGAAGAUAGUUGUGAGCCUGCGAAAUGAGAUGAAACGGAAGGAGGAGGGUAGACCUCGUCAUUUUCUUGUCGGCUGCAUCGGAGUCAGUGGGAAAACCAAGUGGGAUGUGCUGGACGGGGUUGUCCGUCGCCUUUUCAAGGAGUACAUUAUCCAUGUAGACCCAAUGAGUCAGCUGGGCUUGAGCUCCGACAGUGUCCUGGGUUACAGCAUUGGGGAUAUCCAUCGCACCACCGGAGCUCAGACUCCAGAACUACUGCCCUGUGGCUACCUGGUGGGGGACAACAACACCAUCUCCGUCACCUUGAAAGGUAUAUCGGAGCACAGCCAGGACUGCUUGGUGUUUGAGACCCUGAUCCCGAAGCCCAUGCUGCUGAGAUACGUCUCCCUCCUCUCGGAGCACCGGCGCAUUAUCCUGUCUGGACCCAGCGGAACUGGGAAGACCUAUUUGGCCAAUCGGCUGGCAGAGUACGUUGUGCUGAAAGAAGGCAGAGAGGUCUCUGAUGGGGUCAUUGCCACCUUCAACGUGGACCACAAGUCCAGCAAGGAAUUGCGUCAGUACCUGUCCAGCCUGGCUGAGCAGUGUAACAGUGAAAGCAGUGCGGUGGGCAUGCCCCUGGUUAUUAUUCUGGAUAACCUGCAUCAUGUCAGCUCUCUCGGAGAGAUCUUCAACGGGCUUCUCAACUGCAAGUACCAUCGCUGCCCUUACAUUAUCGGCACAAUGAAUCAAGCAACAUCUUCAACACCAAACCUCCAGCUUCAUCAUAAUUUCAGGUGGGUGCUGUGUGCCAACCACACUGAACCCGUGAAAGGCUUCCUGGGACGUUUCUUGAGAAGAAAGCUGAUUGAAACCGAGAUCAGCAGCAGGAUGAGAAACACAGAGCUGGUUCAAAUCAUCGACUGGAUUCCUAAAGUCUGGCAACAUCUCAACAAGUUCUUGGAAGCACACAGCUCCUCUGAUGUUACGAUCGGUCCCCGAUUGUUCCUGUCUUGCCCAAUUGACGUGGCUGGUUCACGUGUGUGGUUCACUGACCUGUGGAACUACUCGAUAAUCCCGUACAUGUUGGAGGCAGUCCGGGAGGGACUUCAGCUGUAUGGUCGAAGAGCUCCCUGGGAGGACCCUGCUAAAUGGGUGAUGGAUACCUACCCCUGGGCUGUCAGCCCACAGCAACAUGAGUGGCCUCCUCUGCUUCAACUGAGACCUGAGGACGUUGGCUUUGAUGGAUACACUGUGGCGCGGGAGGGAUGUUCCAGCAAGCAAGUGCCACAGAGUGACGCAGAAGGAGAUCCGCUGAUGAAUAUGCUGAUGAGGCUUCAAGAAGCAGCCAACUACUCCAGCCCCCAGAGUUACGACAGCGACUCCAAUAGCAACAGUCACCAUGACGACAUCUUGGAUUCAUCACUGGAGUCCACGUUGUGAUCAAGGGCUCCAAUUGAUGUAGAAUGUGUUUCUGUUUACCUUUUAAACAAUAUUGGCAAAAAAGAAUAAUAAUAAUUAAACUCUGCUGUAAGAACAAGCAUCUUUAUAAUAAUCACAUUUAUUGUGACCAUGGGUGCAGGCAACCCAGAGGACAACAGUCUUUUCUAAGUAUAUAAAAAAACAGAAAAACUAAAAAAAACUGCACUAUUCUAUUUUUUACUGUGUAUUUGUUAAAGGCUUUUUAAAGCCAAGUUGUGAAAUACUAAAUGUAUUUGAACUCCUGUGCAAAAAUGAUGGCGUUCUGAAGCUGCGGAACAAGCAUUGUUCCGUGUACUGGUCAACAAGAACACUUCUUGCCUAUGCUGCUGUGAACCAAACGACCAGUGAAGGAUGGACUUUUCCAUCCAGCUUUAUCAGUGCUUUUCUCAGCAGCAGGUGAUUAUGGUGCUAUAUGGUUAGCCUUGAAAUGUAUUCUAGGUCAGGCUGCAAGGAUAAAACACACUUCUUGCAAACCCAGGAGCUUGGUGGCUAACCAGUCUUAGUCAACUCAACUGAAAGGACAGUACAAGACUGUUAUUAUAGACUGAAUGUCUAUAAUAACAGCAGUCCUAUACUGGAGCCACAUUUAUCCCAGUCCCAAGUGGUGUAGAAAUGAGUGUUUGUCACAGGCUAGGACUAUUUAAAUUCAGAAAGGAGGUUUAUAAAAGCUUGCUUAAGCUUUAGUAAACUCUUGGAAGUGAGCAAAACCUCAAACGCUGCAAAUCUGUUAACAAUCGCAAAAAUAGUUUACACGAAUAUUCACAAGAAAAAAAGUUGUGUUUUGUUUUUUUUGUUUUUUUUAAUUAACUACUGUGCCAUUGUUUACUUUUAGACUGUGUAUAUUUAAACUGUUCAAGGUGGUUCGUGAAGUGAAUUCAGCUGUUUUUAAAUCGGUCCUUCAUACGAAUUGUGUAACAUCAGCAGUGCAACCUCUUAAGACGCGUGAGCUGAAAACUGCUUUCUGUAUAUCCCCUCUAAGUACACAUGCAUCAGAACACCUCAACCAGUGUGGCAGCAAACCCACCGGGGGAAACAGCUGCAUGCAAUCGAACCUCAGUACAUUCCCUCCACUCACCUGUACACGCUUUUGUGAACAUCUUUGUGGAGCUGAACUUUCAAACGAUGCCUUACUUAAUUUUGUAACAAUUGUGUUAGCGUGCGCAUUUGUGCUGUUUUUUACAUUUUGAAACAGGGCUGAGCGUUCAUCUCCUAAACUUCUUUAAGGUUUAUGGCUGCAAAGUUAUUUUUUGAUGUCAGAUGCUGACUUGACAUUUAGGAGGAAAAUGAGAUCUAUGUUUUCAGGUUCAUGUAUUGACCUGCAGCUAGUUGUUCCACUGGGCAGUAACUUCCUGUUCUUAAAUGGAGAAAUAUCCUCAAAAUGAUAUUCUUUAAUGUGUAUGUUACUGAAUAAAGCCAACUUAUGGAACAAGUAGUUGAGCUUGGUGCUCGCUCAUUGUCCUUUUUAAGAGGUACAGAUUGUAUUAAUACUUUUUGGUUUAUAAGGGUUUUUUCUUAUCUCAGGAUAAGGCUACGAUUUUGUCAUGGAAUUUGAAUAGUCUGAAAUCUUGGAAAUGGAUGCAAAAUACAUUUGAUUAGGCACAUUGCAUCCUUUAAAAACUGCAGCAUGUCAUGCACUGAAAAUACUUUGCUGUAUGGGACGCGUCGGUCGCAGCCCUUUUGACUGAGCAAAGUGGUCACAGCUGUUAUUCAUACUUUAAAUACAGACUGCAUUUGCAAAAUUGGAUACACUGAGAUUUAAGUAGGAUGUGCUGAGUCUGUACCUCUUAUACAAGAGGUUUAAAGAAAAAUAAAAAACUACGCCAUUGGUACAUCCAUCCUCUCAACAAACAGAGAAACCGAAAGGGAGAAUUUCAAACAUUAAUUAGAGAGAUGCGGGUAAGUGACAGAGAGAGGUGUUUUAGACAGCUGAAAGGGUUGAUGUUAAGGCUGUACGCCUUUUGAAAAAAGACUUGAGAUUGUAGAUAACGUAGUUCCGACUUGUCACACAGGGUUGGAAACCCUUGACUCGGACCAGAAAUUAUGUCAGAGCCUAUAUGUACUGUUAGUUUUUUACUCUAACAUUUAAACUUGUCAAAAGCAAUAGUCUUUAUGUAAUUGGUUUUGGUGUACUAUUUAAAAGCUCUUGUGUAUG